AUGAAGUUCGGGCGGGGAAACGAACGACCAGCAUGCCAGGGUCAGUACGAAAAUUACAGUAUCUUAUCUGACUCCCAAGAUAGGAUCUUCGCCACGGAGCGCAACAAGAAGGAUUUCGAAAGGCCUAAUCCUCUGAAGACUCCCAACAAGUAUAGAACCAAGAGCAAAUUCUGCGCCUACCACAACAAAGUGGGGCAUACCACCUCUGAGUACUGGGCGCUGAAAGAUGCAAUUGAAGAGCUGAUUAGGAGAGGUCAACUGCGUGACUACGUGCUGCGUCCUAGGGAUCAGCAGCCCAAACAACCUUCUCAACAAAACCCUAGUCAAGCUCCCGAACAGGACCAGACACCUACGGUAAGAACUAUCUUUACUAUCCAUGGGGGGCCCCACAUCGUGGGGGCGUCCAAUAGGUCACACGAGCAAUAUGUUUGGGAAGCCGGCCACCUUCUAUUUGUCAAGGACGACAGCCAAGAAGGACCCUCUAAAAAAGCCAAGGCAGAUUCGGAAUAUGUCUAUUUCACCAAAGAUGAUUUCAAAGGCGUGCACUGGCCGCACAAUGAUGCCCUCGUGAUCCAAGCUCGGAUUGGCAAUAUGGAAGUACGGAGGGUCAUGAUCGACACAGGUAGCUCGGUGAACAUCAUGUACAAAGGAUGUUUCGACUAG
Messenger RNA from Diospyros lotus (date-plum), 663 nucleotides. RefSeq lists its product as uncharacterized. The record is from RefSeq and is a predicted model, not a curated record. The transcript has a single exon. Bases 1 to 663 code for a protein of 220 amino acids. Lineage: Eukaryota; Viridiplantae; Streptophyta; Magnoliopsida; Ericales; Ebenaceae.